UGGAUAUUGAAAGGCGGUCGUUUCAAUCGAGUUGUCACCUUGAAUUAUGGGGUUAGGCUACGAUUCAGAUGUAUCUGACGCCAGCGCUGCUAUUGAUGAAGAGAGAGAAGAAUCUUCUGACCUAAACUCAUCUAGUGAUGGCGAGGAACAAAGUCGUGUAACACAGAAGAAUGUUUUUGGAGACGAUACUGAUAGUGAUAGAGAAGUGCAACCAAAACAGAAGCUACCAAGGUUUGAACAGGACAGUUCCGAAGAAUCGGACCAUGAAAAUCAACCUGGUGACAAUGCUUCGGAACAACAUGGAACUGAAAACUAUUCAGAUGACUCACAUAGUCAAAAUUCUUUGAAAAAAAGGCUUCAAAAUAUCCGAUCCUCUUCCGGUAGUUUGGAUGAUGAUUCUCAGCAAGAUGUUGGUAGUGAACAAGGUGAUAAUGGGUCACAAGUAGAUGAUCUAGCUGAUUCUAAUGGUAAUGAAGGCCACGGGAGUAAUACUGAAGAUAUAGAGGAUGAUUCUGCCCACGAACCGGACGAAACAAGGAUAUCUGUUGAUUUUCCACUGAUUCGUGCAGAUUUAGGCAGGGAGGUACAUUUGGUAAAAAUGCCCAAUUUUUUGUCGGUUGAAACUCGUCCUUUCGACCCUAACUUUUACGAAGAUGAACUGGAUGAAGAUGAAAUUUUAGAUGAAGAAGGACGGACUCGUUUAAAACUAAAAGUGGAAAACACAAUACGUUGGAGAAUUGGUAAAACAGCUGAUGGUGAAAUGGUUCACGAAUCAAAUGCUCGUAUUGUUCGUUGGUCGGAUGGUUCUCUGUCACUACAUCUUGGUGAUGAAAUUUUCGACAUACACAAAGUAGAUAUUCAUUCAGACUAUAAUUAUCUGUUCAUACGAGAAGGCAGUGGUUUACAAGGACAAUCAAGUCUAAAAACUAAGUUAACAUUCAGGCCGCAUUCAACAGAUUCAUUUACGCAUCGUAAAAUCACGUUAUCAUUAGCAGAUAAAACAAAUAAACUACAAAAGGUCAAAAUUCUUCCUGUCACGGGUGUGGACCCAGAAUCAAAUCGUAAUGUGCUUGUGAGAAAAGAAGAAGAGAAAUUGCGUGCUACAUUAAGGCGUGAAAGUCAGUUACGGCGUAUGCGUGAAAAACAGGCCAUGUCAAGAAAUAGUUUCGGUAGUGAACGUAGGCGAAGUUACGGCGAAGAUGAUGAUGAAGAUGAUGGUAAUACAACAUCUUUAAAUGCAUUAAAAAGAAAUGCGAAGAAUUCAUUGUUGGCUGCACGUAAAGAUGUUUCAGCAAUUUAUUCAUCCGAUGAGGAAUCUCUAAGUGAUAUAUCAGAACCUCGAUCACGUAAGAAAGUACGUGCGAAAAUAAGUGAUGAAGAGGAAAGCGACUAAAAUAAAGUACUUUUCCACUUUUCAUACAAUAAAUUGUACAUAAUUUGAUUAUUUAAUAAACAAAUCUUACUUCAUCAU
Schistosoma turkestanicum is the source of this 1471-nucleotide messenger RNA. Lineage: Eukaryota; Metazoa; Platyhelminthes; Trematoda; Strigeidida; Schistosomatidae. The record is from the annotation of a GenBank genome assembly.